UGGGAUUAGACCUGUCAGUGGGCAGAACAGAACGGUGCCGGAAACGCUAGCUAACUGUUCACUUAUACGAACAAUUUUUUUUUAAAGCUGGAUAACGGCAGAUAAAUUUUAAGACGCGGUUUUUAGUCAGUUGUGUGUCAUUUUAACCUGCAGUUUUCUGGAUAGGAGAGACAAACGGUAAAGAAGACGCGUUGAGAAUAAUUUCAGCUGUCGGCUAGUUGCUAGCUUGUCAGCGCCGACUCUUUCUCGGGUUUGCUAAGCUAGAUGCUAAAAGGUUAGCGCCGUCUCGACCGAGUUGCACCACUGUUAUUGCUUAACAGCGUUUUAAAUGUCAAGGUGUACAUUAAAUUUUGCUUGGCUGCACGUCUUUGCAACUGUAUCCUUCGUUCAGUUCGGUUUGAGUAAAAUUUAAAAGCUUAAUUUGACAUGGAAGCUUGGGAACUAGACAUCCAGCUAGUUUAACUGUCUUGCUAGUAAAUAGUUAUUGGCCCACAGCUGGAGCGCGCUUAUUGGGAAGAUAAGUGUAGUGUAGUGUUGUUUUGUUCCUGACUUGAUUUAGCUACCAAGCAGAAUUGACUGUAAAAGCGGAAUAUUCUAUAUUAUUAUACAUUAUAUCGAUGAAUUAUUGUCUCUGCAGCUUGCUGUUAGGUGUGAAGAGCUGAGAUUAUCCGAGGUGGUGAGUUGGGUUGGACAGCUAUGCCAAGUGCCAAUUAACUGAGAGACAGCUAGAAACUCUGAGGCGUUGGUGAGGAAAAAUAGGACUGGGUGUGAGAUUUAAUUUCUUGUUGCACAAAGUGAAAUGGCCACGGCCAGUAGCAUAGCUGCAUCGCUGGCGAGUAAAACGAAAACGAAGAAAAAACACUUCGUGGCUCAGAAAGUGAAGCUGUUUCGAGCCAGUGACCCUCUGCUCAGUGUGCUCAUGUGGGGAGUCAACCACUCGAUAAACGAGUUGAGUCAUGUUCAAAUCCCUAUCAUGCUGAUGCCUGAUGACUUCAAGGCCUAUUCGAAGAUAAAGGUGGACAACCACCUGUUUAACAAGGAAAAUAUGCCAAGCCACUUUAAAUUCAAGGAGUAUUGCCCUCUCGUUUUCCGUAAUUUGCGAGAAAGGUUCAGCAUUGACGACCAGGACUUCCAGAACUCUCUGACUCGCAGCGCACCUCUCGUUAGCGAGGCUCAGGGUCGUAGCGGUGCCCGGUUUCACACCUCCUAUGACAAGAGAUACGUCAUUAAGACCAUCAGCAGUGAGGACGUAGCUGAGAUGCACAACAUCCUUAAAAAAUAUCACCAGUUUAUUGUGGAAUGUCACGGUACCACCCUGCUGCCUCAGUUUCUGGGCAUGUACCGCAUCACCGUAGACGGAGAUGAAACCUAUAUGAUUGUCACGCGCAAUGUCUUCAGCCAUCGCUUGUCUGUGUAUAAGAAAUAUGACCUGAAGGGAUCUACUGUCGCUAGAGAGGCCAGUUUCAAGGAGAAGGCAAAGGAGCUACCUACGUACAAGGAUAACGACUUCAUCAAUGAUGGACAGAAAAUAUACAUUGAUGGGGAAAAUAAAAGGAUAUUUCUUGAGAAGCUCAGGAAGGAUGUGGAGUUCCUGGCACUGCUGAAGCUGAUGGACUACAGUCUGUUGGUGGGGAUCCAUGAUGUGGAGCGAGCAGAGCAGGAGGAAGUGGAAAGUGAGGAUAAUGAAGGAGACGAUGAAGGAGAGAGUGAUGGAGGGAUUGUUGGAACGCCUCCUGACAGCCCAAGCAACACUUUGGACAGCACCAAACCCCUUUCACCGGGUGACUUUGACCCUACUAUUGACGUCUACGCAAUUAAAAGCCACGACAACUCCCCUCGGAAAGAAGUCUACUUCAUGGCUGUGAUUGACAUACUGCAACAUUAUGAUGCCAAGAAGAAAGCAGCUCAUGCAGCCAAAACAGUCAAGCAUGGAGCUGGAGCAGAGAUCUCUACCGUCAACCCAGAGCAGUACUCUAAAAGAUUCUACGAUUUCAUUACCACCAUUCUGCCCUAAACUGGAGCAAAACCCACAGAGGUCAAAGAGGGACGCUGAUGGAGGGGUGCCCAAACGCACUCCCUCGCCCUUACAGCAGCUACAACCACCAUUCGUUUACAUUUUUUUUAUUUGUUCUUUGCUGUUUUGUGGGACCAUAAGUGUGAUGAAACAGUAACAAGUGUAAAUCUUUGUGGGAGCUAUGGAUUUUUUUUUUUUUCUUUUCUGAUGCAUGUUCCUCAUGGCAUUUUUAAUUCGUGUGUUUAUUCUGCCUUAGUGAAAGGGAGAGAGGGGGAAAGCGUAUGUGAUUUUGGGGGGGGGGGAUGUGGCUCAGUGAAUGUACAUGUAGAAUGAAGUCACUCAGAACGGAGGCUGAGAAGGAAAGGAGCUUUCAACUGCUGUAGAAUUCCCAACUCGAGACAAAAAGGAAAUGUGAAGCUAUUCCAUGAAAAAUCACUCCUCACCCCAGUUCAUCAAAUAUGGCUUUCUUUUUUCUUUGUACUCACUUCACCAGAAGCCUCGUCUCGUCAGUCCACCCCUGCUCAUCGCCUCCAGUUAAACUUAAAUCUGCCCCUUAAUGGAAACCUACCCCUCUUCCUGCCCAUGCUUCAUUCGAGUCUGUCCUUCACAUAUACUUUGUUUAACCCAAAUCUACCCUGUACUUGUCUGGGUUUUUUUUUUUUUUGCUUGCUGCAUUUGUCCUUUCAUGACAGUAAUUAACACAAUGUCUCUUGGCGUUAAUUCUCUGAAUUCAUGGCUCUCCUCCUCUGAACAGACUGACUGCAAAGAAAACGCUCUUGAGCUCCAUUCACUUUCACGAAGGAAUGCACCUUCUGAUUUUUUUGCAUGUUCCUACAGUGUUUCACACGAGUGUGUGGUUUUUUUUGUUUUUUUGGGGUUUUUUUUGUGUUGUUGGUUGUUUGUUUUUUUUAAACGACCUGUAGGAGGUUGAAAUGAUUUGUCUGUAAUUUUGCAUCAUGAAAAGGCGUUCUAAUGAACUGAACUGAACAGAAGCAACAGCAUUGGUGGCAAUCACUUCUUCAGUCUGCGAAAUCUGUUACGGGAAUGAUCUUUCAUUUGCCAUCAGCACCUUAAACUGUUGCACUUUUUUUUUUUUUUUAAAUUAGGAUCUUUUGGUCUGUUACAUACUGCAACAAUAGCACUAUUGAAUGCAGCUCGUGGAUUUAUGUCGUCACAAGUAUGCUUGUUCUAGGCAGAAAACCCAUAGUUUACCUCUAUCAUUUAAACAAAUACACACUCAUUGGUGUAAUGUUAGCUACAGUGUUUUAUUGGUGGAGUUUGAGGAAAAGGAGGAUGGGGUCCUGUGUGUAGGCUAGUGAAACUUUUUUUUUUUUUUUGCCAGUUUUGAAAACUUUUACGUCAACAGUGUAUUGUAUAUUUUGCACAUAAUGAACCGGAAGUUUAAAUAAUCCCUUUGGUUCGGUAGGGUGGUAUUUGGCUCCAGGGUGGAAAUCCAACCCUGCAGCGCUCAUAACUGAUUCAUAAGAAUUGGAGUCGAUUCUUUAGGAAAGGUUUUGAUUGGUUAAUGUUUUCUUACGUCAUUCAUAUAAAUCCCUGGAGUUUCUUGCAUGAUGGGCUGUAUUGAAAUAUGACCUCACCAUCUAGAAAGUUAUGACUUUUUUUUUUUAAAUCAGGCAUUUUCUUGUGUGUUUGUUCAAUUGUUUAUAUAUAAUUUUUUAAAAUAAAAUGCAGUUUUUAUUGCCAUUUUUAAUUAGUACACCGAAUUGUCCCAUUUUAAGCAGCACAUCCCUGUCGAGUGAAGUGUCCUGAUCAAUGAAGAAUGUUACUGUUGAAUUGUGCAGUACUGUAAAAGGUGUGGGGGGGUUAAAUAAUGCAUGUCGUAUUAGUUUUUUGUUCAGCCGGAAGCCGUGUGUCUCCACCACCCCUUCAAAAUAAUAAUAAUUAAUAAUAUUGCGCGCUUAUUUCUGACGGUCUUGCGUUAUUACUGUCAGCAAUGUAUACACUGUGCAAGAGUCGUGCCUUUUUACUCCAAAUUAUUUAAUUUUGUAUUAAUUUUUUUUUCAAAGGUAAAAAAAAAUUUUCUAAUAAGUGUGUGGUUUUUUUUUGUUUGUUUGUUUGUUUUGGGGGGAGAGAGAAAACCCCAGGCUUCUUUGUUGUUUGGCUGUGUAAUUUGGGAAUAACACUUAAAACCAUUAACACCUUUUUGGAGUUCCAGCAGUGAAUAUGGCCCUGUGAAAGCUGAGUGGGACUUUUGUCACAAUGUUUGUUUGUUUGUUUGUUUGUUUGUUUAUCAAUUUAACUUCAGUAUUAUCAUUAAUCUAGAUUUUGUUAUUCUUGUCUUCUUUUUUUUUAAAUCAGUUUGCGCAGUGUGUGUGUGUGUGUGUUUCAUUUUGAGAGAGAGGUGGGGAAACAGUGACUCUCCUUCUAGUCGUCGUGGUCUUCGCAUUUGCAAAGAAGAUGAAAAAAAAAAAGAGUACAUGUGCUUGAAUCCCCUACUUGUGGUUUUGACACGCAGCAGCACUCAACCGGAAACCCGCUUCAUGUCACGCCUUUGGCCUUCAGAUUUGCCAAAUCAGCACUCAGACACUCCACACAGGUUCUUCAUGUCAUGUAGAAAUUUUCACCGAAAUUUAUGGAAGUUGUAUUGUGCUAUUAUCAGGUCAUGUCGGGGUUUUUUUUUUUUAGGCUGUAUUAAAUGUCCCUGUUUAACUCUGCAACUAGUUUAAUAUAUAGAGAGAGAGGGAGAGAGAGAGCCCCCUCCAGGAGCCUGUAGAAAUAAGUUUGCUAAAGAAAAGGCUAUUCAAGGAUGGAAACUGUUUUGUAAGUGUUUUUAAAGACUGGGAGGGGGGGUCAUUCAGAGUUUAUGAUGUUAACCGAUACUAUAAUGCACUCCAUUUCUGCAUCGCUCAAAACCAAUAAAGCACUUUGCAAAUCCUC
Molecule: messenger RNA, 4912 nt
Organism: Neoarius graeffei (lesser salmon catfish)
Lineage: Eukaryota; Metazoa; Chordata; Actinopteri; Siluriformes; Ariidae
Gene: pip4k2aa
Product: phosphatidylinositol-5-phosphate 4-kinase, type II, alpha a
Exons: 10
Coding region: 800-2014 (404 amino acids)
Biological process (GO): phosphatidylinositol metabolic process
Molecular function (GO): phosphatidylinositol kinase activity
Source: RefSeq, a predicted model, not a curated record